AUGAAUUUUUCAAGAAAUAAAAAAGGGUCAAUAGAUAAUUCAAAAUACACAUAUGAACCUGGUGAUCUUGAAACAAAAGUUACCGAAAAUGGCUUAGAUGUAUCAUUUAAAAGAAGAGUUGUUUCUGAUUUAUUGAUAUGUCCAAUAUGUGAAGGAUUUUUUAGAGGUGCAACGACAAUAAGAGAAUGCCUACAUACAUUUUGCAAAACUUGUAUUAUUAAACAUAUAGAGUCGAAAGGUUCAGAAUGUCCAAAAUGUGGACAAGAUAUUGGUAUAUAUCCUUUGCAAGGAUUAGUAUUUGAUAGAACAAUACAGAACAUUACGGAUAAGAUUUUUCCAGAAUUUAAGGAGAAAGAGAGAAAGUUAUAUAGUGAAUUUCUGGAAAAGUACGGAGAUGAAGCUGAAAUAAAUGAUGAAAAGGAUUUGAUGAGCCUCACAAAACCCAUAGCUUCACAAUUAAGUGAAAUUAAGCUUAAACCAGUCGACUUUACUGAACAAUUUUAUAAAGAAUUACUUUUACCUGAACUGGAAAACAAUGAAUCACAGGACUCAAAGAAGCAAACAAUAUUAGAGAGUUUAUCAAUGAAAAUUAAAUUGGAGUCAAUAAAUAGUGAAAUUUUUGAAUUAGAAAAACCAUUCUUAAUGGUUCCACCUCAAAUUACUAUUUUUCAUCUACAAAAUUAUAUUAUGCAUAAAUCCAAUGAAAAAUUUGAUAGAAUCCCUUUUAUUUUUUUGAAAGGAGGGCAAAUUCUUCCCAGAAACCAUUCACUUGAAUUUGUCUGUAGGUCCAGGAGAAUUCCUCUGAAUAAUUUACUUACUUUGCAAUUUGGGAUUCAAAAUAAUUAA
This is a messenger RNA of Cryptosporidium ubiquitum, 846 nucleotides long. RefSeq names its product RING domain-containing protein. The transcript has a single exon. The coding region runs from base 1 to 846 and encodes 281 amino acids. The record is from RefSeq and is a predicted model, not a curated record. Gene Ontology annotation, molecular function: metal ion binding. Lineage: Eukaryota; Apicomplexa; Conoidasida; Eucoccidiorida; Cryptosporidiidae. Gene Ontology annotation, cellular component: PRC1 complex. Gene Ontology annotation, biological process: regulation of transcription by RNA polymerase II.